CCUCUGGCGGGGCUUUCGCUGUAGGACAGCCCGGCGCCGGAAGGAGCCGCCCGCGGGGACGACCCAGUGAAUGGGGGCCCCUGGUGGCGGUGCUGCGGAACUGCAACGCCUGCUAGUCCCGAGCUGUCGCUUUGAAAUCGCCGAGACCGCUUCGAGACACCUCAGAUUCACCCACCCUGCUGCUGUACUGGCGGUUGUCACUGCGGCAGCUUCGAGCCCUCGCGAGGUGUUUUGACCCCGCCGGGCUGCCGUGUGUUUGUGUUGAUGGAGACGAAGAUGGCGGAUGAGCUGGAGCGAGUGCGGAUCUCCGCCGCGGAGCUGAGAGGGGGAGCGGCGCUCGGACGCAGCCGGGAGCACAGCCCCCGAGGCGGGGAGCCGACAGGGGGCUGCAUCGAGCGCCAACGAGGCGCCAUGCCAGCAAGCGUCUCCUCUACUGGGGGUUGUGGGGGUCCUUGUCAACCGCUGGCUUGCGACAGAGACCUCCGGCUUCAGCUCGUGGCCGCCGGUGCGUCCCCGAAGCCGGCGCGCAGAGUCCGCAAACCCGACCGGGAGAUCUACCAGCCCGGCGGGCGGAGGCUCCAGCAGCAGGCCGGUAAGGCCGCGGGUCCGAGCAAGGAACCUGCGACGGGAAAAGAACCAGGAGCCGACAGGACUCGGGUGCCGGGGAAGGACGUCCUGUCCAGGAAGGAGAGUCCGGCCAGCAGGGAGAGCAAGCAGGAGCCAGGGCGGCCCAAGGAUGCUCCGGCAAAGAGCAGGGACCCGGCGGGCGAGAGCCUGAGCGCGCGAACAGAGAGGCUGAGCCUUUCGGAGGGGGCGGAGGGGGAGGAGAGGAGGGGGAAGAGAGCAGGGAGCGAGGAGGGAGGGCGGAGGAAGAAGGCGGGGAGCGAGGGGAGGAGGGAGGGAGGUGGUGGAGCCAGAGAAGCAGAGGGAGAGGGAUGGAGAGGAAGGGAGGACGAAGGCCCCGCACGGCGGCACGCCUCCUCUCGCUCUUACUCCAGGUCAGACAAGCGGUGCCCCCGCCACCGCACCUGCAGCACCAGCUCCGCCAGCAGCGGGACCAGCCUGGACGGGGGGGGCGGCCGGCAGGCCCGGGACAGGGCUGCGGGAUCGGCCCCCGCCUCCGCGGGCCUGGGGGACAGGAGGGAGAGGGCGCGGGCGCUGGCGCGGGCGCGGCGGGACCUGUCCUCCACGGACUCCCUGGAGGAGGGCGGGCCGGGGAGCGGGGAGGAGUGGUGGAGAGCCCGGGAGAGGGACCGGGACGAUGGCGGGAGCGCGGAGAGGAGGCGCGGCGGGGGCAGGGGGCAGGGCGGGGCAGGCAGCGGGAGGAACACCGGCGGGGUGCUGAGAGUGUCCUUUGACCGCCCCGGCGGCUCCGCGGAGCUGUCGGAACAGCGGAAGCGAGAGGAGGCGGGACCCCGGGGCAGGGGUAGGGGCAUCCUGGUGCUCCCUGCCCACACUGACCUGAAUGCCCCAGCGGAGGUCGGGCCUCGUCUGCUGGGUGGGGGGCGAGGGGGUAGGGGCCGCGGCAGGGGGGGGGCCACCAGGAGGCUGUGGGAUCCCAACAACCCAGAUCAGAAGCCAGCCCUGCUGAAGACGCAGCAUCAGCACUUACAGCAGCAGCAGUUGCACUUCUUGGACACAGAUGAUGAGGUGGCAGGGAGCCCUCCUAUCCAGCAGGGGGAGCCCUUCCAGAGUUUCCGAGUUUCUCAGCAGGCUGCUGCAGCCUAUUACAAAUUCCAGAACUCCGACAACCCUUACUAUUACCAGUCGCCUCCCACAAGAUAUCCCUACCCCUACCACGUGCCGUACCAGAUGCCAGGCAUGAACGGAGUGUUCUCCUCACCUCCCGGUGUCCCCUAUUUCCCCGGAUACGGCCAGCCGGGGAGUCAGGGGUACCUGACCCCACUGACCCCCGAGGAGGCGGAGGUGCAGGUGCGGGGGCUGCAGCAGCAGGAGCUGGGGAAGCUGCUUCGCAUUGCAGACAGUCAGGAGCUGCAGCUCAGCAACCUGCUGUCCCGGGACCGGCUCAGCCCGGAGGGACUGGACAGGAUGACCCAGCUGAGGGCAGAGCUGCUCUUGCUGUACGAGCGCGUGAUUCUCAGCGACAUCGAGUUCUCGGACGCCCAGAACCUGGACCAGGUUCUGUGGAAGAAUGUCUUCUACCAGGUGAUAGAGAAGUUCCGUCAGCUGCUGAAGGACCCACCCAACGAGACCACGCCAAGGAUCAGAACCAUGCUGCUGACGCUGCUGGAUGAGGGGGCCGUGUUCUUCGAUGCGCUGCUGCAGAAGCUGCAGACAGUGUUUCAGUUCAAGCUGGAGGACUACAUGGAUGGCAUGGCCAUCCGCAGCCGCCCGCUGAGCAAGACAGUGAAAUACGCACUGAUCAGUGCCCAGAGAUGUAUGAUCUGCCUGGGAGACAUUGCCAGGUACCGCGAGCAGGCCAACGAUACCACAAAUUAUGGGAAGGCGCGCAGCUGGUACCUGAAGGCACAGCAGAUCGCCCCCAAAAAUGGACGCCCCUAUAACCAGCUGGCCCUCCUGGCUGUGUACACGAAGAGGAAGCUGGACGCAGUUUAUUACUACAUGCGCAGCCUGGCUGCCAGUAACCCCAUCCUGACGGCCAAGGAGAGUCUCAUGAGCCUGUUUGAGGAGACCAAGCGCAAGAUGGACCAGCUGAAGUGCCGGAACCAGCCGCAGGACUGGGAUUGGGCGGGAGGCAGCUCGGGCCCCCGGGGGUCCGGCGGGGGCCGCGGGGAGGACGCAGCGCGGGUGGAGAUCUGGUUGCGGCCGGGAGAGCAGAGGCAGCCCCGGGCCGGAAGCGAGUCCGGCAGAGAGUCGGAGCAGGACAGCGAGCUGGGGUCUCUGAGCGCCAGUGACUUGAAUAAGCGGUUCAUCCUCAGCUUCCUGCAUGCUCACGGAAAGCUGUUCACCAAAGUGGGGAUGGAGUCGUUCCCCGAGAUGGCGGCCCGGGUCCUUCAGGAGUUCCGCGUGCUGCUGCAGCACAGCCCCUCUCCCCUGGGCAGCACGCGCAUGCUGCAGAUCAUCACCAUCAACAUGUUCGCCGUGUACAACGCGCACAGCCGGGACCCCGGCGGCGAGGACUCGCGCUCGGCGCUGCAGGAGCAGACCACGGCGCUGGGCCUGGCCAUGUUCGCCCUGCUGGUGCGGCGCUGCACGGCGCUGCUGACGGAGACGCCAAGGGCGCCCCCCGGUGUCGACGAGAGUGACGGCGGGGAGGAGGAGGCGGCGGUGGCGAAGGUGUCCUCCUUCCCUCCGGACCUGCGGGAGCUGCUGCCCAGCGUGAAGGUGUGGUCCGACUGGAUGCUGGGGCAGCCGGAGCAGUGGAACCCCCCUCCGCCCAGCCUGCCGCUGCCCCACAGCUGUACCCCAGAUGUGUGGCAGUGCCUGGCGGAGCUGUGCAACGCGCUGGCCGCGGUGAGCCAGGGGGAGGUGCCGCUGUACAAGGACCCAGACGAGGAGCUGAGCCUGCUAGUGCUGGAGGAGGACCGCGUGCUUUCGGGGUUCGUCCCUCUCCUCGGGGCGCCCCAGGAACCCUGCUACGUCGACAGCGACUGCAACAAGGCGAUAGCGGCGGACUGCAAGAGGGUCACAGUGCUGAAGUAUUUCCUGGAAGCGCUGUGCGGACAAGAAGAACCUCUGCUGGCGUUCAAGGGUGGAAAGUAUGUGUCGAUGGCAGCCGUCCCACACACCAUGGGAAAGGAAACAGGAAGCCAUGAGGGAGAACAAGCAGACAAUCAGGUAGUGUGGAGCUGUCCCCCCCCUCUCUCCGUGGGGGUGCGGGUGCGGCGUGGGCAGUCAGCCCGGGUCAGGGGAAAGGGGCGACAUCCACAGAUGGGACCCCUGUCUCUCCAGCUGGCCUGUGACAUCACUGCUCUGGGGCAGGAAAUGGGGAGCAGCAACGUCAGCGUGGUGUCUGGGACUCUCUGCCCCCUCAGCUGGAGCUGGGUAGCACCGGACGCUGGGCGUUACUGGGGCAAGGGCUUUCCCACCCAGCCCGGCAGCGGCAGUGAGGACGACAUCAGGGAGCUGCGGGCACGGCGCCAGGCCCUGGCACAGAAACUGGCGCAGGAGCAGCGUCGCAGGGACAAGAUCCAGGAGUUGCUGCAGACCUGCCGGCAGCUGGAGAUCGAGAUCACGCCCCUCUUCCUCGUCCCCGACACCAACGGCUUCAUCGAUCACCUGGACGGACUGGCAUGCCUGAUGGCUUGUGGCAGCUACAUCCUGGUGGUGCCCCUCAUCGUGAUCACGGAGCUGGACGGGCUGGCGCGGGGCCAGGACACGGAGCGCCGCAGCGGCAGCCACGCGCGGCAGGUGCAGGAGCGCGCGCGGGCCGCCAUCUCCUUCCUGGAGCGCGCCUUCGUGGCGAGAGAGCCCUGUCUGCGCGCGCUAACCAGCCGCGGCAACGAGCUGGAGUCCAUCGCCUUCCGGAGCGAGGACACCUCCGGACAGCAGGGGAACAACGAUGACCUGAUCCUGUCCUGCUGUCUGCACUACUGCAAGGACAAGGCCAAGGACUUCAUGCCCACUCAGAAAGACGGGCCGGUCUGCUUGCGCCGAGAAGUGGUCCUGCUGACAGAUGACCGGAACCUGCGGGUGAAGGCGCUGACCCGGAACGUCCCGGUCCGCGACAUCCCUGCCUUCCUCAAGUGGGCCAAAGUGGGAUGAAACAAGAUCGAGCGGGCCGGAGCACCGCCUGGGAGAAGUUAACGAAAACGCAAAAGAAGAAUCUAAAAUAAAUAAAGCUUCCUCUGUACUCAACAUCAAAAGAUCAGAACACGUGAAUGAGAGAGAAAGAGAGAGGUAGGAGGGUGAAAGACGUAGAGGAAGGGGGGAAGAGAUACUGAAUUAUUUGUAGAAGGUGAGAAAGAGAAGAGGUUUAGCCAGGAGGAAAUGUUUGAGAAGGGCGUUUAGUCUCAGAAUUGCCAAAGUUUGGUCUUUCAGGGACAAACUGCAUUUUAGCUGAGGAAGGGGGCUCACACUCAGCCAGGCUGGUGGUGUGAUGAGGAUGAGGGAGAUGAAGGCUAGUCCGGGGCACCAUAGCCACAGGACACAGGCUCUGACCAGCCACGGGACUGGCCAGAGAGAGGGAGUGCUGAGGGGAGGUGUUCUGUGGCUGACGUUACUUUUUGGGAAGAUAGUGGAGAGGGACAGGGCAGACUGUCUGCUACUGUCUGUCAGUGAAAGCGUUUUUUAUCGGCUAGAUAGAUUUGGUGGCUCGAACUUUAUUUGUCUCUUUUUAUUUUGCUUUUCGUUUGUUAGAUUUUCUUUUGUUUCCUGCCGAUUGACAUUGCGCGUGCCUGCUGCCUUGUGAGGCUGGGAGGAGUCCUGGCCAGGAGGCCCCACUGAGGGACAGCUGUCCUUGCAGCCACACCCAGUCAGCCCCUCGGAGACAGAGGGGUCGGGCUCGCGGUGGGGCCAGCCUGCCUGGCUCAGAGGGGCUCUUUUGCGUAGAAAAAAUCACCCACUACAUUUCUUUACCGAAUCCCGUUUCAGUAGGUCAGUUUCGUUCGGACGGUAACCUCACCCGCCUGGGGUUAUUUUUCAAAGCGAACGUGUGAGAGAGGUUUAGGACACCCCAAGCGUGUCGCCAUUCAGGCCACCCCAGCAUUAUCGGGCCGGGAGGUCUGCCUAGCAUUGCGUCACAAGCAUGCGCAGAUUCGCUCCAGCCACUCGGCUGGCUCAGGUCGGUAUCUGCGCUGUUUCGUUUGAAGUGCUGCAGAUUUUAGUGAUUAAGAAACACAAAGCCCUGACUCCAGGAGAGGGCAGGACUUGCUCCUGGCAAGACCUCGUCACUCCCUUGUGGUGAUGUCACCCCCUUGCUUACACAGCCUGUAGGAAGUUCGUGAUCUACUUCCCAUUUCAGAAAAGAGUGAUGUCGCUCAGGGUGACCAUCCAUCGCUCUGUGCACACCUUUCACGGACCGGGCAUGUUUCUGUUUCUUAAUACCUGCAGAGUUCAAAAAAGCAAACAACCAGCAUGGGAUCUCAUUGCUGAUGAGGAAAUAGAGGACAUAGUGUUCAGAUCUGAAGGUUAAUUUGAAUUAUUCGUCAGUAGACCUUGGGUGAAGACAAUUCCGUACGAAUAUCAAAGUCUUGUAGAAAUCGGGAGACAGCAUUAGGUACAGACCCUUUUCAAAAUAUAGUAAUGAGCAGAAACACAGCCUCUGGUCUGUAUGGGCUCCUCUGUCGUGUUUGCACUUCAUAUUGGGGCAGUUGCAGGUCAGGAGAGUGAGGUGACAGUGCAGAGUAGCUCCGAGCGCAGGGCUAGUCAGGCCAGGGGACUGCUCGAAGAGGGACAGCUCUGAAGAGACGGCCCUGGCCCUGUGGGACCUCCUGUCCAGCGAGGGUGGGAUGGCGAGUGAGAGAGCCACCCGCCUUUGUGCCAGCGCCUUCUUGCCUCGCUCAGGAGCCGUGCCGCCACAGAGCGGGCUGCCCCCACGUCCGUGCAGUGUCGUGGGGUUCUGGGUCUCCAGUGCACUCGGCCCAGAGCAGAACAGGACUCGGGACUCCUACUGGACAAUAUGGUACUUCUGUCCCUUUUUCUGAGUCGCAGUGGGCCAUGAGGGACUGAUAACAGCCCCACAGCAGGGGCUGUCGGACUGCUGAGGAGGUGGACCGCCACCCAGGAGGUGGAAUUCAGCAGACUGCAGUUUUCCCAACGUCUCGAUCCUGAGAUCCUCUCCAACUUCCCGGCUCUGAUGGCUGUGUCCGAGCUGCGCCUCGUCACCGGAAUAAUCCAGCCGCUGCCUGGGAUGGGGGGCCACUGCAUGUCCCCCUGAACUUUUCUGACAUUCACCUUGGCUUCCACUUCUGUGUUUCCAGCUUUGAAACUCGCAGUGAUGUGUGGACUGUGGCUUUUUUUUUUUUGGAGUGGGGAAUCUUGUUUUUUUUUUUUGUUUGUAUUGCAUUUCUGUUCUGGAUUUGUGAAGGGCUUGUGGCAGGAGGAAGAUCCCCUGGUUGCUGGUUAGCUGUUGGCAGUGCGACAAGCCUGGGUAUAUAGUGAAAUGAAGACUGGGUGACAGGGAGGCCUAGCUAGACAGGCAGCACUGAGGCAGGCCCUCCAGUUGACAAAGAGUCUAAACUGAUAGCGGCAUCAUCCACCACCCCUCGUUUGUGUGAGAGUGUGCCUUUCUGGGGAGCAUGGCCGCCCUGCCGUUGAUCAACAGGGAGGACGGUCUGAACAGGGCCGCUGGCUGAGCUGGAGAGCGGGGAGACUUCCUGCGUGCUGAGCUCUCUGGGCACUCUGUGGUGCUCUGUCACAGCUAGUAUAAUGGCGCUAAUUCAUGGCCACCCUGACUUGACCCCUCUCCUGCCCUGCAAGACUGGCCGCGCAGUCGGGAGGCAGACCCCCCCCUCACCCUCACUCUGGAGGGUUCAGUGCCCUCGGUCGCAGCCACAGGAACAAAGCAUGCCCUUAUCUGCCUCUCUCCCCAGAUACCCAGAGCCAUCGUCGAAGAGCAUUUCCGCCAAGUGUGCCACACAUUUUUCACAAAAGGAAUCUUCUAACAUUGCAAGGUCAAAUAGAAAGCGCAGUCUUACAGUGACUCCUUACAGCUUUGUCUGGAUUUUUUCUAAGCAGCUAAAAACGCACAGGUUUCACGCCAAGUGUUUCAGAGUUUGUUAAGUACCGGGCAGUUGCAGGCGUUCAGUCUGUGCAGAGUAGAGGUGUCAGCGUGUUUUGUCCACCUACCUCUCUGCCCGCCUGUCUCACUGCCUGCCUCCCCACCAUUACAUCUCUGCAGGCACCUCUGCUCCCCGACACUGGAUACCCAAGACCUUUGGCAUUUGCUGGUCGUCCGUGUUUGCUGAGUGGCAGCAGGGCAGCGCGCCAGGUGGGUCAGGGAGGGCAGAGGCUCUGCUUUUUCUGAAAUGGUCAGCAGUGUAGCUGGGCACAGCCUACCACCCUCGUGCCUCCCUGCCUGGCUGCCUGCCUAAGCCCAGCCCCUUCUCACUGGGCCCACGGGCAGGCAGACGUGACGAGAGGCUGGCAAAGAGUCGUGCUUCUGCUCAUCCUGAUACAUACCAGCGCGUGUGCUAAUGGCUGACAGAUAAUUGCAGGUUAUCUAAUUGUAGCUCAGAGGGAGCUGUAAGAGUCCAGGACGAUGUGACGCUGUAGCCAGCGGGCCCUGGCUGAGGUGGGAUGGGUGGUGCUGGAAUCCUGAUCUGGUCCGAUCCAGCACCAUGCUGGGAGCUUAUCCUGCUGUGGGAUUCUGUGAAGUUCUGUCGUGUGCAUUGCAUCACCCUGCCUCAGUUUUUAACAAAAACCCUUGAUUUUAGUAAUGGCUCUAUGUAGUUUUAAAUACUGGUUUCCCUUCUGUUGGAGGUUUUCUUUUAAAUCCUGUAAAGUAGAUUUGGUUCUGUGCAUGUGAGAUGUCCUGAGGUGUCCUGUGUGUGUUUCUUUAUGGCCCCUCUGCAUUGUGAAGUUAUGUUUCCACAUAGUGUGUCUGCAUGGAGUGUGAGAGGAUGCAUCUUUCUGUGUAGUGUAAAUGUGUAUCCGUGGUGCGAGUGUGAAGUUGCUGCGUGGUGUGUGUAUCUUUGGUGUGAUAGUGAAGUUGCAUUUUGCGUGUGUUUUCUUGUUGUAUGUAUCUGUGGUGCGAGUGUGAAGUUGCUGCGUGGUGUGUAUAUCUGUGGUGUGAAGUUGUGUUUUGUGUGUGUGGGUGAUUUGUGUAUCUGUGGUG
Molecule: messenger RNA, 8698 nt
Organism: Lepisosteus oculatus (spotted gar)
Lineage: Eukaryota; Metazoa; Chordata; Actinopteri; Semionotiformes; Lepisosteidae
Source: RefSeq, a predicted model, not a curated record